AUGUCCCCGCCCAGAUCCCGACAGGGAGGAGGACAGAAGGAGAGAGCCUGGCAUCAUCUUUUUGUCCCUCUUACGGCAGCCAGGGUCCCCUCCCCUGUCUGGGAAUGCGAGGCCAGGGCACGGGGGCAAAUUUGGCCUGCUUUUGGGAAGACCGACAAACCCAGCCCUGGCCCCGAGCCUCUCUCCCGAGUCAAACGGACAGAAAGACAGCUGACAGGUACAGGGGACGAGGACGCUGGCUCUGACCAGGAGUUUGGGGGAGACUCGGGACACUGCUGUGCUUUGGAGACCCCCUCCGCGCGCAUCUUGCCCCCUCCCAGGGGCACUGCCUGGAAGACUCAGGAGCCUGGGCAGCCUUCACCUCCUCUCACCCGCUUCCGAGAUGCCCAGGAGGCCACCGACAUGUCUCAGCGAAGAGAAGAGACGUUGGUGGAGGAAGGGCCACCCCAGUGA
Rangifer tarandus platyrhynchus (Svalbard reindeer) is the source of this 453-nucleotide messenger RNA. The record is from the annotation of a GenBank genome assembly. NCBI's taxonomy places the organism in Eukaryota, Metazoa, Chordata, Mammalia, Artiodactyla, Cervidae.